AUGACGUCACCCAUCCACAGCUACGGCCGUUGGGACGAGGCACGGAAGAUGUGGGGGCUGGUGCUGAACAGGUCGCGCGACAUCGCCCGCCAGGGCCUGUCGUACAUCCCCGACGACCGCCAGGAUCUGAGGGACAUGCUGUGCCGCUGGACGCCGGCGUUCAGCCGCUCCCUGAUGACUCACCUGCGCAAGGGGGAGGACCUCAGGGAGGAGCUCAAGGACAUCCUGCGCCCCCACGAGCUCGACUCGCUGCUGAUGUCGACCCACAGGCCCAACUACUGCCUGCAGGUGCUGUCUCAGGUGGUGAAGGACGCCAAUGCCGGCACCGCGGCCACCAUCCGCAUGGACGACAACAUCACGGCCUUCGAGGAUUGCCUGGGGGGCUGCGAGCGUAUCCUCAAGACCCCCGUGCCCCUGAGCUACACCAGGCACACGAGCCGCUUCCUCAUCAUCUGGCUGACCAUGCUGCCCUUCACCCUCUACGGCUCAUGCGGCUUCGCCACCGUGCCCCUCUGCUGCGUCAUCGCCUUCCUCCUGCUGGGCAUCGAGGAGAUUGGUGUGAGCAUCGAGGAGCCCUUCUCCAUCCUGGCCCUGCAGGCCAUCUGCGACUCGGCCCUGAACAACGUGAGGGAGCUGCAGGCUCAGCAUGACAUCAGCAAGGCCAAGUCUGACCAAUACAGCGCCAUCGAGCUCGUCAGCAUGGCCGCCGCCGAGGCGGCCGGCGCCUCGGCCACCGCCGCCGCCGCCGAGAGCCACAACGGCAACGGCAACGGUAACGGCAGCCGCGCCCCGUCCCCCGCCUUCGCCACCGCCGGCGUCGCCAACGGUGGCAACCGCUUCGCGGUCGCGCCGCCGGGCAGCAACGGGACGGCGGCGUCGAGCGACGGCGCGGGCAGCGGCGGCAGCAACGUGUGGCCGCGCAAGGGGAACUACUCCUCCGUGAGCUUCCGCAAGUGA
This is a messenger RNA of Monoraphidium neglectum, 957 nucleotides long. RefSeq lists its product as hypothetical. Gene Ontology annotation, molecular function: chloride channel activity. The record is from RefSeq and is a predicted model, not a curated record. The coding region runs from base 1 to 957 and encodes 318 amino acids. Lineage: Eukaryota; Viridiplantae; Chlorophyta; Chlorophyceae; Sphaeropleales; Selenastraceae. The transcript is spliced from 7 exons.